This is a messenger RNA of Staurois parvus, 639 nucleotides long. Lineage: Eukaryota; Metazoa; Chordata; Amphibia; Anura; Ranidae. The record is from the annotation of a GenBank genome assembly.
AUGCCCCGGGUUGCAAUUUUCCCGUUUGGUCGGGGUUCACCGUUUUGCUCGGAAGGGCAAACUAUGCCGAGCAGGGUGGGGGCCCGUGAGGAGCUCCCGUCUAUUCUGGCCGCCUUCCGGGGUAUGCUGACGGCUGAGAUCCUGGUGCUGGACGGCAACGCCGCCCGAGACAACAAGAAGACCCGCAUCAUCCCCCGACAACUCCAGCUGGCUGUCCGCAACGUCGAGGAGCUCAACAAGCUGUGGGCCGGCCCCCGGUCUCCAAUCGCCCAGGGAGGUGGUCCUGCCCAAAAAAUCCAGGCGUGGCUGCUGCCCAAGAAGAGUCCGUCCGCCGCAUCCGCCUCCUCGGGGGAAAUCGUACUGGAAGUAGAGCUCCGCAGCAAUCCUAGGAGAUUACUGCAGCCCCUAAGCCGCUAUCUCCUCUUACCUCCCCGAAUUACAAAGGUCCUUGUGUCAGGGCCAGCAACUGCUUCCAUAGAGAGCUCCGUACACUGCCCUAUGUACACCCGGUUUGUAGCGGGGCAAAGUCUGUCCUCCCUGAGAGCUACACUGUCACGUGUUAGGCAUCUGAAAGCCUCGUUUCAACAUCUAGCCUCGAAGCCGCUGACACAGGUAAACCUCUUAGGCGGCACCGUCUAA